Molecule: messenger RNA, 1581 nt
Organism: Closterium sp. NIES-65
Lineage: Eukaryota; Viridiplantae; Streptophyta; Zygnematophyceae; Desmidiales; Closteriaceae
Source: the annotation of a GenBank genome assembly
AUGAAAGCCGCCCCUGGACCCGGUACGCCUUGUGCUGCCCGUGCCUGUGCUGCCCGUGCCUGUGCUGCCCGUGCCUGUUGCUGCCCGUGCCUGUGCUGCCCGUGCCUGUGCUGCCCGUGCCUGUGCUGCCCGUGCCUGUGCUGCCCGUGCCUGUUGCUGCCCGUGCCUGUGCUGCCCGUGCCUGUUGCUGCCCGUGCCUGUGCUGCCCGUGCCUGUGCUGCCCGUGCCUGUGCUGCCUGUGCCUGUUGCUGCCCGUGCCUGUGCUGCCUGUGCCUGUUGCUGCCCGUGCCUGUGCUGCCCGUGCCUGUGCUGCCCGUGCCUGUUGCUGCCCGUGCCUGUGCUGCCCGUGCCUGUGCUGCCCGUGCCUGUGCUGCCCGUGCCUGUUGCUGCCCGUGCCUGUGCUGCCCGUGCCUGUUGCUGCCCGUGCCUGUGCUGCCCGUGCCUGUGCUGCCCGUGCCUGUGCUGCCUGUGCCUGUUGCUGCCCGUGCCUGUGCUGCCCGUGCCUGUGCUGCCCGUGCCUGUUGCUGCCCGUGCCUGUGCUGCCCGUGCCUGUGCUGCCCGUGCCUGUGCUGCCCGUGCCUGUUGCUGCCCGUGCCUGUGCUGCCCGUGCCUGUGCUGCCCGUGCCUGUACUGCCCGUGCCUGUGCUGCCCGUGCCUUUGCUGCCCGUGCCUGUGCUGCCCGUGCCUGUGCUGCCUGUGCCUGUUGCUGCCCGUGCCUGUGCUGCCCGUGCCUGUGCUGCCCGUGCCUGUUGCUGCCCGUGCCUGUGCUGCCCGUGCCUGUGCUGCCCGUGCCUGUGCUGCCCGUGCCUGUGCUGCCCGUGCCUGUUGCUGCCCGUGCCUGUGCUGCCCAUGCCUGUGCUGCCCGUGCCUGUGCUGCCCGUGCCUGUGCUGCCCGUGCCUGUUGCUGCCCGUGCCUGUGCUGCCCGUGCCUGUGCUGCCCGUGCCUGUGCUGCCCGUGCCUGUUGCUGCCCGUGCCUGUGCUGCCCGUGCCUGUGCUGCCCGUGCCUGUGCUGCCCGUGCCUGUGCUGCCUUUGCCUGUUGCUGCCCGUGCCUGUGCUGCCCGUGCCUGUGCUGCCCGUGCCUGUUGCUGCCCGUGCAUGUGCCGCCCGUGCCUGUUGCUGCCCGUGCCUGUGCUGCCCGUGCCUGUGCUGCCCGUGCCUGUGUUGCCCGUGCCUGUGCUGCCCGUGCCUGUUGCUGCCCGUGCCUGUGCUGCCCGUGCCUGUGCUGCCCGUGCCUGUGCUGCCCGUGCCUGUGCUGCCUGUGCCUGUUGCUGCCCGUGCCUGUGCUGCCCGUGCCUGUGCUGCCCGUGCCUGUGCUGCCCGUGCCUGUGCUGCCCGUGCCUGUUGCUGCCCGUGCCUGUGCUGCCCGUGCCUGUGCUGCCCGUGCCUGUGCUGCCCGUGCCUGUUGCUGCCCGUGCCUGUGCUGCCCGUGCCUGUGCUGCCCGUGCCUGUGCUGCCCGUGCCUGUGCUGCCUGUGCCUGUUGCUGCCCGUGCCUGUGCUGCCCGUGCCUGUGCUGCCCGUGCCUGUGCUGCCCGUGCCUGUUGCUGCCCGUGCCUCGUGCUCGCGCCCCCCUGUCGCUGA